This is a messenger RNA of Copidosoma floridanum, 2313 nucleotides long. RefSeq names its product ribonucleoside-diphosphate reductase large subunit. Gene Ontology annotation, biological process: deoxyribonucleotide biosynthetic process. The record is from RefSeq and is a predicted model, not a curated record. Lineage: Eukaryota; Metazoa; Arthropoda; Insecta; Hymenoptera; Encyrtidae. Gene Ontology annotation, cellular component: ribonucleoside-diphosphate reductase complex. Gene Ontology annotation, molecular function: ATP binding; ribonucleoside-diphosphate reductase activity, thioredoxin disulfide as acceptor.
AUGGUGAACAAAGCAGAGAUGUAUGUUGUAAAACGCAAUGGAAACACAGAACAAGUUUCUUACGAUAAAAUUACGUCAAGAAUCUGGAAGCUGUGCUAUGGGUUGAACUUGAAUUUCAUAGAUCCGACAGCAAUCAGCCUCCGUGUUAUCAAGGGCCUCUAUCCAGGAGUAACAACAGUAAAGCUUGACAAUUUGGCGGCAGAAACUGCUGCUACAAUGACAACCAAACAUGCAGAUUAUUCUACAUUAGCUGCAAGAAUAGCAGUUUCGAAAUUACAUAAAGAGACAAAAAAAAUGUUUAGUGAUGCAAUGGCAGAUCUAUACAAUGCAGUUGACUCGAUUACCAAGGAGCAUACUCCGGUUAUAAGUCGAGAGUACAAUGAUAUAAUUCAAAGACACAAAGAUAAGCUGAAUUCUGCUAUCAAUUAUGACAGAGACUUCGGUUACAAUUACUUUGCAUUCAAGACUUUGGAGAGAAGUUACUUGUUGAAAAUCAAUAACAAGGUGGCUGAACGUCCGCAGCACAUGAUUAUGAGGGUUGCUGUUGCCAUCCACAAAGAAGACCUGGAUAAGGUCAUAGAAACUUACUAUUACAUGUCUCAGCGUUACUUUACACACGCAACCCCGACGCUCUUUGCUGCCUGUACUCCACGCCAGCAAAUGUCCAGUUGUUUUCUACUCACGAUGACGGACGACAGUAUCGAAGGAAUUUUCGAUACGUUGAAAAGAUGUGCCGUAAUCAGCAAAUCAUCAGGAGAAAUCGGCCUAAGUGUGCACAACAUUCGUUCCUCGGGCACAAGAAUUUGCGGCACUAACGGUACGUCAAAUGGGUUAGCUCCCAUGCUGAGAAUUUUCAAUAGCACAGCCUGUUUCACCGAUCAAGGUGAAAACAAGCGAUCAGGUGCGUUCGCCAUCUACUUGGAGCCGUGGCACGCCGAUAUUUUCCAGUUUCUCGACAUGAGAAAAAAUAUCGGUAUAGAGGAGCUCCGAGCAAGGGAAUUAUUUUAUGCUCUUUGGAUCCCAGAUUUGUUCAUGAAGAGGGUUUUGGACAACGGCAAGUGGAGCCUCAUGUGCCCGCAACAGUGUCCCGGAUUGCAUGAUGUCUGGGGAAACGAUUUCGACCGAUUGUACGAAAAGUACGAGAGUGACGGCAAAUUCAAGAAGCAAAUCGACGCCAGGAAGCUGUGGACGGCGAUCCUGAAUUCUCAGGUGGAAACUGGAAUGCCGUACAUGCUUUACAAGGACCACUGCAAUCGAAAGUCAAAUCAGCAGAAUCUGGGCACCAUCAAGAGCAGCAACUUGUGUACUGAGAUCGUACAAUACUCCUCACCGGAUGAAGUGGCAGUGUGCAAUUUAGCAUCCAUCGCCGUUAAUAUGUUUGUUGCAGCGGACAAAAAAUUGUAUAAUUUCAAUAAAUUGAAGGAAAUGGCCAAAGUUAUCAUAAAGAAUUUAGAUAAAAUUAUAGACCUCAACUACUAUUCCGUUGAAGAGGCCAAGACAUCUAACUUUAGGCACAGAGCGAUCGGUAUCGGUGUUCAAGGGUUGGCGGAUGCAUUCUUACUGAUGCGUUACCCGUUCGAGAGCAAAGAGGCUCAAAAGCUCAACAUUCAAAUCUUUGAAACUCUGUAUUACGGAGCUCUGGAGGCGAGCUGCGAGUUGGCUCGAGAAAAGGGGCCUUACUCCACUUACAACGAGUCACCAGUUAGCAAAGGCAUCUUGCAGCACGACAUGUGGAACGUGACGCCAACAGACCUCUGGAACUGGUCUGAUCUGAAAGCUAAAAUAGCCCAACACGGUGUUCGCAACUCGUUGCUCGUCGCUCUAAUGCCAACGGCAUCGAUGUCCCAAAUUCUCGGUAAUAACGAAUCAGUUGAUCCAUACACGAGCAACAUCUACACAAGGCGCGUGCUCUCCGGUGAAUUCCAAAUCGUCAAUCCUCAUCUGAUGAAAGAUCUGAUAGAGCGAAAUCUUUGGGAUGCAGACAUGAAAAACGAUAUCAUUGCUAAUAAUGGAUCUGUACAAAAGGUUGACCGUGUACCUACUGACCUUAAGGAGCUGUACAAAACUGUGUGGGAAAUUUCUCAAAAGAAUAUUUUAAAGAUGGCCGCUGAUAGGGGGGCGUUCAUUGAUCAGUCCCAAUCUAUUAAUAUGCACAUGGCUAAGCCAUCGUACAAGAAGUUGACCUCUAUGCAUUUCUACGCGUGGAAAGCGGGGUUAAAAACAGGUAUGUAUUACUUGAGGACAAAGCUAGCUGCAACUGCCACACAGUUCACAGUAGACAAGUCCAAGCUUCAAAACACAACUACGAUUUAA